This is a messenger RNA of Fusarium coffeatum, 816 nucleotides long. RefSeq lists its product as uncharacterized. Bases 1 to 816 code for a protein of 271 amino acids. The transcript has 5 exons. The record is from RefSeq and is a predicted model, not a curated record. NCBI's taxonomy places the organism in Eukaryota, Fungi, Ascomycota, Sordariomycetes, Hypocreales, Nectriaceae. Gene Ontology annotation, molecular function: oxidoreductase activity, acting on the CH-OH group of donors, NAD or NADP as acceptor.
AUGCCUUCUUACCUGAUCACUGGAACUUCCCGAGGACUCGGUUUCGAGUUCGUUCGACAGCUCUCCGCCGACCCAAACAACACCAUCAUUGGUUUUGCCCGCAACAAGAAAGCCACUGAUGAGAAGGUCGAGCGUGAACUAAGCGGCAGGUCCAACAUCCAUACUAUCGAAGGAGAAAUUGAGAAACUUGCUUCUCUCAAGAACCUCAUCGAAGAAACCGCUAAAAUCACUGGUGGCAGUCUCGACUACAUCAUUGCCAACGCUGCCCUGCAGUCUGAGUGGUCGGCUCACAACCCCAUUGGCACCUUGGGUGACGAUCCAGAGCGAUUGGAGGAGGACAUGCUCGAGUCCUUCAAAAUCAACACACUCGGCAACGUCCACCUUUUCAACUUGGCACUCCCAUUGAUCCGCAAGGGUCAAGCGAAGAAGGUCAUCGCCAUAUCUUCAGGCAUGGCAGACCCCGACUUCAUCACGCAGUUCUCCAUCGUCGACGGUGCGCCAUACAGCAUAAGCAAGGGCGCACUUAACAUUGCGAUUGCCAAAUUCGACGCUCAGUACAGAAAGGAGGGAAUCUUGUUCAUGGCAGUCUCUCCGGGUCUCGUUGCCACCAAAGACCUGUCAAACAUUACCGAGGAGGAGAUGCAGGGAUUCCGCGAUAUGGUUUCUGCGUUCCAGGUUUACGCACCACAUUUUACUGGACCGAUUACCCCUGAGGAAUCGGCUACACAUGUGAUUUCUGUUAUCAACAAGGCGAGCAUUGACGGUGGCAGUGGUGGCUCUUUCGUGUCUCACUUUGGUAACAAGCAGUGGCUGUAA